UAUGUCAACAAUGCUACCAUAUCCGGUGUCCCUUUUGCCCUGUUUUGGAGCUUCCUAGUUUGGGUGGGAGACCCUGGGAGUUAUUUCCUGCAAAGCGUUCCCAGAGAUUGCAGCUGCAAGGAACUGCAAGGAGUUCGGGAGAAGCCCCUUCUGUUACUUGGGAACAUUGCUCUGGUCUCCAUGUCACCCUCCUUUUCCAGUUAGAGACCUUGGUGAGAGACUGAGGUUCCGCUUGCAUUUGCUGAACCCACGCAGAUCUGUGUCCAGCAGCUUCUGAAGGGACAAAAUGGCAGCCGAACAGAGGCACAAAAUGGCUGCCCCAGAGAGGAGAGAUGCGAGAAUGGGUUUUCAUCACCAGGCUGCCCUUGAUCCGAGUGUGCAAUCAAGGCUGAAGGCUGAAGAGCCAGUCCUAUUCCCCCCUGAAAUGGGGGAGUCAUCUCAAAGUACUCCUCUUGUUUCUGAAAUGGGGAGUAUAAGGGACUUAUUGAAAUGGGCAACACCACAGCAAGUUAAAGAGGAACCACAUGAGGGAUUGUCUCAGUGUUGGGAAGCCCAAUGGCAGGAGUUCCUGAAAGCUGUACAGUCUCCUAAUUCAGGGUGGGGGUAUCACUUGCCACUCUCCAGUCCAACAGAUGAGCCAAAGUUUUUUCCAAAGGGCCCUUCUGAAGAGGGGACCGAUCCCAACCACUGGACUAAAGCAACAUGGGUAAGCCAACUCCAGUCAGGCCUCAGUGGAGGCCUGGAUGUCGCAGACAAGGAGGAUUCUGGGAAAAUGAAGAAAGAAAUCCUGGAGGCUGAGGCUAUCAGCUCAGAUGCAGAGCGCCAGCACUUCAGGCAGUUUACCUACCAGGAGGCUGAGGGACCCCAAGAUGUCUGCAGCCGACUCCAGGAACUUUGCCAUCAGUGGCUGAAGCCAGAGAGACACACCAAAGAACAGAUCUUAGAGCUGGUGAUCUUGGAGCAGUUUUUGGCCAUCCUACCCCUGGAUAUGCAGAGCUGGGUCAAAGAAAUUGGUCCAGAGACCUGUGUCCAGGCAGUGUCCAUGGCAGAGGAUUUCUUGCACAGGCAGCAAAACACUGAGAGACGGGAAGAGCAGAUACCGAUACCGAGGCCUUUAGAUAACACAGCUGUGGCCGAGCAGAUUCCAUCAAGAGCCCAGCUGGGUCAAUUUUGCAGUGGAGCCAAGCAGGAGAACGGUUUGCAGGGUGAUGACAGGUGGUUGCCUGAGAACAAGGAAGAAAGAUGUCGGCCUCAAGGAUCUGCAGGAGUAGAAUUAGGCAGCAUUUCUUUGGAAAGGAGAGAAGAGAAAAUCCCCCAGAAUCACAAGAAGGGAGAAUCCUCUGAGGAUCGGCAGAGGCUGGUCAAGGAGCCUGGAAGUUGUGCUGGUAAAAGUGGGGAUGGUUUUGAGGGGAUGAAUUUAGCUGCAGAUUCCUUCCCCCAAAGGACCCACACGGGAGAGAGAGAAAAUACACCUUCUGAGCAAGGGAAGAAUUUCGGUUCAAACUCAGACGAGAGAGCUGCUGAUGAGAAAACCAGCACAGGAGAGAAACCGUAUAAAUGCCCAGACUGCGGAAAGUGCUUCAGUCAGAGUUCUUCUGUGGUUAAUCAUCAAAGAAUCCACACAGGAGAGAAACCAUAUUUAUGCUUAGAGUGUGGGAAAAGUUUCCGGGUUAGCUCGGACCUUAUCAGACAUCAGAAAAUCCAUACCGGCGAGCGCCCUUACAGGUGCUCUGACUGUGGGAAAAGCUUCUGCCGGAGCUCGCACCUGGUUAGGCACCAGAGAAUCCACACAGGAGAAAAGCCAUAUAAGUGCCCACGCUGUGGCAAAAGCUUCAGUGACAGCUCCUAUCUCAUUACACACGAGAGAAUUCACACGGGAGAGAAGCCCUAUAAAUGCUCAGAAUGCGGGAAGAGGUUCAGCAACAACUCAAACCUUACCGUUCAUGAGAGAACGCACCUUACGGAAAAACCAUUCAAAUGCCUGGAGUGUGGGAAAAGAUUUAGCAACACCGCUGAGCUCGCAGGGCAUGAGAGGAUGCAUCUGAUGGAGAAACCGUAUAAAUGCUCUGAAUGUGGGAAGAGCUUUAAUUGGAGCUCAGACCUUACAGUUCAUCAGAGAAUCCACACACCUGUAGGGGAAAUGGUACUCAGUUGAUUUGUUGAGAAAUAUAUGAUUAUAUAUCUCUCUCUUUCUUUUUAAUGGAUAAUUUUGAGCCCUCCAGUGAUUUGCUCUCCUCAUUGAUUGGAUUUUUGUUUCCUUUUUACAAAUAAAUUAAGAUGCUUCUGUUUUAAAUUUUUAAUUUAUCAUUGUAAUAAAAUACAUCAAAGCA
Messenger RNA from Hemicordylus capensis (graceful crag lizard), 2330 nucleotides. Its product is annotated as zinc finger protein 397-like. Gene Ontology annotation, biological process: regulation of transcription by RNA polymerase II. The record is from RefSeq and is a predicted model, not a curated record. Lineage: Eukaryota; Metazoa; Chordata; Lepidosauria; Squamata; Cordylidae. The transcript is spliced from 4 exons. Bases 287 to 2155 code for a protein of 622 amino acids. Gene Ontology annotation, molecular function: DNA-binding transcription factor activity, RNA polymerase II-specific; RNA polymerase II cis-regulatory region sequence-specific DNA binding.